Messenger RNA from Durio zibethinus, 2213 nucleotides. RefSeq lists its product as uncharacterized. Lineage: Eukaryota; Viridiplantae; Streptophyta; Magnoliopsida; Malvales; Malvaceae. The record is from RefSeq and is a predicted model, not a curated record.
CAAUGGAAGAAGAAAAAACAAAACCAUGAAAACAACUGAAAAGGCGAAAGGGCAUGUGAGCAUUGUCGGUGAAUGAUGACCCAUUUGCAUAUGAUAGUUCCACAUUUGCAUCAACUAUUGAACUGGGGUCACUUUCUUCCUACUGUUAGCAUUUCUCGACUCGUUAAAUCCCACCCCAAUGCGCACUUUUCUCCUUGUAGUUUGUCCUUUUCUUUCAUUCUUCCACUUGAAAAUAAUUCCUUGCUGAUUCUUUUCUCUUUUUUUUAUCUUAAAAGGGUAGCCUUUAUUUGUGGAGUUGAGUUGUUAGAUUCUUCUGUGUCAGCAGUGCAAGAAUAAGAAAUGGAUUCAAUGAUGGUGAACUUCAACUAAAAUUACUUGCUUUGCUUGCAUCUGGGCGUUCAUUAGAUUUUUUUUUUUUUUUUGGAGUGAUGCUUUGUCUAAAGGCAGAAGCUUUGGAUGAAGACCAGCAUCCUCAAAGUCCUAAUGAUAACAGCACCAAUGGGAAUGGAAAUUGCACUGGUGGUAAUAAUGGGGGUUUUAUUUUGCCAAUCAACUGGGCAAGCUCUAUUAAUAGAUAUUUACACUGGAAAAGUGGCAAGGUUUGGAGCAGGUCAUUUUCAGCUGGGGAUGACCCUUUUAACUCCUGUUCUGAGUUGGAGGAUACUAAGCCCCAGGAAAGCAUUGGGCGAGAGAAAAGUGAGCAGAUGUGUCAUUAUAAAUACCAGCUUGAACAAGAAGUUAAAAAGUUGCAGCAGCAAUUGCAGGAAGAGACUGAUUUGCACUUGGCUCUAGCAAGUGCUGUUGAACACUCUGGUUCACCUUCUUCUAAUUCUCCAGGCAAGCUUCCAGAUAAGGCCCAGGAGCUUUUAGAUAGCGUAGCUGUUCUGGAGAUUACAGUAUCAAAGCUUGAGCAGGAAUUUGUUUCUUUACAAUAUCAGCUUAGUCAGGAGAGAAAUGAGCGACGUCUUGCUGAGUACCGUUUAAACCAUUUUCCAUAUCCCACAACAUCACUUUUCGAUCGCACUUUGGCUUACUUAACAGAACCAAUUGCAAGGCCUUGCAAUGAAGAGGAAGCAGAAGAAAACAUGGAUGAUAUAUCGCCAUCAGAGGCUGCUAUUGUUGACGGUUUUAUUGUGGAGAACCUUUGGCAUCAUCCCAAUCAGCUAUCUGAAGAAAUGGUCCUGCGUAUGAGAGAUAUUUUCAUCUUCUUGGCAUAUUCAUCCAAGCUUUCUUCAGAGUAUUUGGUGUCACCAGCUUCUCCUCACUGUCCCCUUGCCAAAAUUUUGGCAUCUUUCUCAGGCUCACCCAUUGCAACUUCCUUAGUAAGGAGUCCCUCGGGAGGUGGUGCGAAUGAUCCAUAUGGAGUCUCUGGCAAAGAUGACUGGACAUGUUGUAUCGGGAUCUACAGCACAGCAGUUGAAGUCUCAUGGUUUUCUGUUGGGAACAAAGAACUUGAAUAUGCUGCUAUGGCUCUAAAAAGAUUCAGAUUGCUUGUUGAGCAGUUGAACAGAGUGGAUCCAUCUCAAAUGAGUUACAACGAGAAGCUGGCAUUUUGGAUUAACCUGUAUAAUGCUUUGAUUAUGCAUGCAUAUUUAGCAUAUGGAGUUCCAAGAAAUGAUAUCAAACUAUUUUCCUUAAUGCAGAAGGCUGCAUACACUGUUGGAGGACUCUCAGUGAGUGCAGCUGACAUAGAAUGCACUGUUCUAAAAAUGAACCCUGCUACUUAUCGACCACAAAUUGCUGCGGUUCUUGCACUUCAGAAAUUCAAGGCUUCUGACGAGCAGCAGAAGUAUAUAAUUGAUCAUCCUGAGCCUCUUCUAUAUUUUGCCUUAAGUAGUGGGUUGCAUUCGUCGCCCGCUGUGAGGAUUUUCAGGCCUGAAAAUGUGAAUGAGUUGCUAAAAAGGUCAAUGAAAGAUUACAUCCAGGCAUCUGUUGGUAUUAAUAACAAAGGGAAAGUAUUGGUGCCUAAAUUGUUGCAUUGUUUUGCCAAAGGAGUUGUGGAAGACUCACUUCUACCCGAUUGGAUUUGUCAGUUCUUAUCGCCACAGCAAGCUUCCAUGGUCAGAGACUGUAUAUCACGUAAUAAGUGGAGGCUUCUUGGUGCUCGAAGCUUCUCUGUCUUACCUUUCGAUUCAAGGUUUCGCUUUCUCUUCCUAUUGGAUGAUCGGAACUCCCUUUCCUCUGCAUGAUAAGACCAGCCACCCUUCAAAAGU